Molecule: messenger RNA, 1015 nt
Organism: Ochlerotatus camptorhynchus
Lineage: Eukaryota; Metazoa; Arthropoda; Insecta; Diptera; Culicidae
Exons: 1
Coding region: 16-990 (324 amino acids)
Cellular component (GO): extracellular matrix
Molecular function (GO): protein binding
Source: RefSeq, a predicted model, not a curated record
AAACCGGAAUCAUCAAUGGAAAUAUUUCCCUUUAGGUGGUUUACGAUCUGCGUCAUCGCGUGCCCAUCGCUGGUAUCAUCCAAAAGCUUCAAAUGCACCGUAAUUAACGAGGCUGGUUUCUGCUUCGUGGAGAACGUCGUCAUCAAUGAUCCCUCAAGCGAGCAGAGCCUUGAAUUCCCGAAGCAUCCCAUCCUCCUCAUCAAAUCCGGUUCCAUCCCGAACUUCUCCAAGGACAUAUACUCCAUGCUCCCGGGUGUCAAUCUUCUGCACAUGUACAACAACACUGUCAUCCGCAAAUUCCUGAUCGCUGUCAGCAACCUCACCGAAAUCAAUCUGCAACGCAACGGUCUCGUCGAGUUCGACGUCGAACCCGUAGAAAAUCGUAACCUCAAAACCCUAACGAUCGUUCACAAUUCCAUCAACACCAUUCCGAAAACCAUUCGCUACCUCGAAGGACUGGAGAAGCUCUUCCUCUACAACAACUCCAUCGACUACGUCGAUCUGGAGCUGUUCGCCAAUGCUAGCUCCCUCAAGGUCCUGUCACUCUAUGACAACUUCAUCAAAACCCUUGAUUCGAAGCUCGAUCUUCGUUUCGCAAACCUCCAGACCUUAUCCCUGAGCAAGAACAAACUGGACUUCAUUCCGUACUUUGUGGAAGCGUUCCCAGUGUUGAAUGCCAUUUCCCUACGCAAGAAUCCUUGGAACUGUCGCUGGUUGGAGUACGCCAUGGGCCACAUCGAGACCCAGAGCAUCCAGAUCGCCCGGAAGGACGCCGUCUGCCGGCACCGUUGGAUUGGCGAUAUCUGCUGCUACAGGACUGUUUUGGAUUUUCUGUUUCAGGUUCAGAGCGAGGAGAUGCAUCACGACAGGGAGCAGCUGCUGAAGCUGGCGCAGCAGAACCGAGAACUGCAGAACGCCGUGGAGCUGUUGAAUGCAAGUGUGCACAAGUUGGAAGAACAGGAAUCGAAUAAAGCUCGCGCCGAGGCAUAGGCGUUUGUGGGUGGAUUGAGUAAAA